ACUGAAUAUUUACACAAAAUCGAUAAAAUCUCAAUAAUAACAUCCUCAUUUUGCUCUUCAGUUAACAGCUCGCUGCGUGCCACGAUGGAACGAAACUGGAAUCUCGAGGGAGAAUUUAUGCGAAACCCGGAUUUGCGGCUCGAGGAUGUUCGUGAGAUACAAGAAUGGAUUCAAACGCAGCCUCAUCUCCCUUACGUCUCGGAAUUUGAAAUUGUUUUGUUCCUGCAUUCGAAUUAUUACGAAAUAGAAGCCACAAAGUCGACAAUUGAGCAUUAUUUUACGUGCCGGGCGAAUUACAAGGAAAUGUUUUCGAAUACAGAUUUAAAUUCGAAAGGAUUGUUGCAAGCACAUGAAACAGUGACGUUGACAGUUUUGCCGAAUCCGACGCCAGAAGGAUACAGAAUUAUUUUUGGAAGGCUGAAUAAUACGGAUCCGUCGAAGUUUCAUCUGGCGAGUGUCGUUAAAUUAUUCCUCCUCUUCGUCGACGCUCUCCUGCUGGAAGAAGGCACCAUCGAAGGUCUCGUGCUCGCAUUUGACAUGACAGGCGCCCAAUUAGGUCACGUUUUCAAACUCGGGCUCUUCACCGUCAAACAUGGCUUGCAUUACAUCCAAGAAGGAUUUCCAAUUCGCAUGCGACAAAUUCACUUUUUCAACUUGGUGCCGUUUAUCGACAAAAUUCUCGCCAUUGUGAGGCCUUUCAUGAAACAAAGUCUGUGGGAAAUUUUAUAUUUGGAUCCCACGAUUGAAAAUACUUACGAAUGUAUACCGCCGGAUGUGUUUCCAACCGACUAUCCAGGAGGCACAGCUUUAUCGGUGCGAGAAUUGCACGAAAUUAGUUACAAAAAUCUCUUCAAAUACCAAAAUUAUUUCUUCGAGGCGGAACGAAACAAAAUCGCAAACGAGUCAUUGCGAGAUAACAAAAGAAAAUGGUGGUUCUAAAAACGGCUAUUUGACAGCGGUGACGGAUUAAAAUAAGACUUUUUAGCCAGUAUUCAAAUUUUUUGACUUGAGAAAGUCAAAAACUAUCGAUAGAAAUUAUUUUUAAGGGAAUGAACUGAUUUUAGAAUAGAUUUUUUAAAAAAUAAAUUGGGACUGCCUAUUUUACUUAUUUACUUAUCAAUAGACUUUUAUUUGUCU
Culicoides brevitarsis is the source of this 1137-nucleotide messenger RNA. Its product is annotated as alpha-tocopherol transfer protein-like. The transcript is spliced from 3 exons. The record is from RefSeq and is a predicted model, not a curated record. Gene Ontology annotation, molecular function: phosphatidylinositol bisphosphate binding. Bases 85 to 939 code for a protein of 284 amino acids. Gene Ontology annotation, cellular component: membrane. NCBI's taxonomy places the organism in Eukaryota, Metazoa, Arthropoda, Insecta, Diptera, Ceratopogonidae.